GAAAAUCCUCCCGGAAGCCGUUGUGUUCCUGCCAGCGGAGCAGAGGAAGAAGAAGCUGUCAGUUAGUAUUAGCAGUAGCAAUUAGCGAUAUCUGGAGAGGAGCCCGCGGAUUAAAGUUCACACGUCACUGCUGUGUGAUGCAGUCAUGUCCGUGCAGGUGGUGCUGCAGCAGAGGAUCAGCUCUGCUCAGGUAUUGCUGCAGCGGGCGGAGCAGCUGUGUCCGGGGGUGGAGGGUCACCAGAAGCUCUGUGGUAAACUGCGGGCCGAGCUGCGCUUCCUGCGGCGGGUGGAGGCCGGAGAGCUGCAGGUGAAGGAGUCCCACCUGCACAGCACUAACCUGACUCACCUGACGGCCAUCGUGGAGUCAGCCGAGAGCCUGGAGGAUGUGGUGGCUCUGCUGCACGUCUUCACCUACCAGGAUGCCUCCAACUGCCGCCAAACGCUUGUGGUAGACGUGGUGGCCAACGGGGGGCACACCUGGGUGAAGGCAGUGGGCAGGAAGGCGGAGGCUCUGCACAACAUCUGGCAGGGGCGGGGUCAGUACGGAGACAAGAGCAUCAUCAGCCAGGCGGAGGACUUCCUGCAGGCCAGCCGCCAGCAGCCCGUCCACUACAGACUCCCCCACAUCGUCUUCGCUUUCUACAAUGGCGUCUCCUGCCCCAUGGCUGACCGCCUCAGAGACAUGGGUGUCUCCGUCCGAGGGGACAUUGUUGCUGUCAACGCCGUGGUAGCGGAGGGAGGCAGCGAUGAGGAAGACGAGGAGGAGGAGGAGGAGGAGAGGGAGGUAGCUGAAGACAACCACCAGGAAGAGGAAGAGGAGGAGGAGGAGGAGGAGGAGGAGUCUGAGCUGACCCGGGUCGACCGUGGCACCGUGGUCGCCAGUCUGGCGUUUCCCACCCAAGUGCAGAUGGAGGAGUGUCGCCGGGUGAACCUGGACAUCACCACACUCAUCACCUACGUGUCGUCACUGAGUCACGGCCGCUGUCACUUCACCUUCAAGGAGCCUGUGCUGACGGAGCAGGCUGCUCAGGAGCGCCGCCUGCAGGUACUACCGCAGCUCGAUGCUUUCAUGGCGGGCAAGGAGCUGUUUGCCUGUCGUGCCGCCGUCAACGACUUCCAGCUGAUCCUGGACACGCUGGGUGGGCCAGGCGAGAAGGAGCGCGCUCAGAAGCUGCUGGCCCGCCUCCACCUGGUGGACGAUCGGCCAUCGGAGCGAACGCUGCGCCUCAGGCCGAGUGCAAAGGUCAACCAGCGCUCGCUCCUGAUCUUCGGCACCGGAGACUCGCUGAGAGCUGUCACCAUGACGGCAAACAGCCGGUUUGUCAGAGCCGCCGCCAAUCAGGGCGUCCGGUACAGCGUGUUCAUCCACCAACCGCGAGCUCUGACCGAGGGUAAGGAGUGGAGGGCCACUCCCAUCUGAGACACAGACUUCCUGUGCAGGGGCUGAUGGGAGUUUGAGUCCGUUGGCUGAAACAAUAAAGUUUUGGGUUGAAUCUGCGCUGAUGUAAAUAUGAACCUGAUCAGCUGAUCAUUAUUUCAGAAUCUUCAGAAUCUAUAUUACAGAUCAAUAAAGCAUCACAGUCA
Messenger RNA from Lates calcarifer (barramundi perch), 1584 nucleotides. It is a transcript of the gene lg4h7orf25, whose product is annotated as linkage group 4 C7orf25 homolog. The transcript is spliced from 2 exons. NCBI's taxonomy places the organism in Eukaryota, Metazoa, Chordata, Actinopteri, Centropomidae. Bases 146 to 1420 code for a protein of 424 amino acids. The record is from RefSeq and is a predicted model, not a curated record.